CGUCGCUAUAAAUACAUGGACACGCGUGGUUCAGGAUUUGCGAUAGCGGAGAAAAAAGAGGAGGUCUCCUUCCAAAUUCCCGGUGAAACGUCCAUGGCCGAAGCUUCGGCGGCUCACCGGAAUUUCCACGGGAAAGCCGAGUUCCCGGGCGAGCCGGAGACGUCGCUGGACGUCUUCUUCGGGUUCCUGGACGAAGGCACGGCGUCGCCGGAGAGCUCGUGCGGCUCCGGCGACGGGUUCGAGGAUCCGGAGGACGGCGAGGAGGACGGCGGGUCGUCCAGCGCCGAAGAGAGCAGAGCAUUCUGGGAGUCGCAAGAACAUCUUGUUCAGGCGACGCUGUAUCGGACCAGUUCAAUCGAGUCCAGAAUCAGGCAAGCCACUAAAGAAUGCUUGAUGGAAUUAAAUUGGAACGAUUCGCAAUGCGAUUGUCUCAAAUCCGCCGCGGGGGGUUGCUGGAGUUGCCUGCGGCGGGACAUCUGUGACCGGCUCCGGCGCAAUGGCUUCAACUGUGCCAUAUGCAAAUCCAAAUGGGGGAGCUCACCAGCUAUCCCAUCAGGGGAGCACACGUACUUGGAAGUGGUGGAUGAAUCGAGCUCCAAGAAAGGAGCCGUGAGAGUGAUAAUCGAGCUCAAUUUCCGGGCGGAGUUCGAGAUGGCGAGAGCCUGCAAGGGGUACAACCGGCUGGUCGGCCGGCUGCCGGAGGUCUUCGUCGGGAAAGCCGAGAGGCUGAGGCCGCUGAUCAAGGCGCUGUGCGCGGCCGCCAAGAGGUGCACGAAGGAGAAGGGGAUCCACAUGGGCCCGUGGAGGAAGCACAAGUACAUGCAAGCCAAGUGGCUCGGCACGUGCGACCGCUCCACGUUGAGCCCGCUCCCGGCUGGGCUCUCAGUCCGGCGAGCAAAGCCGAGGGCCUCGAUGCUUACUUUCGACAUGCUUGAGAAGUUACCCAAGUUGCAAUGUACUGCGGUUGAAGUUGUGUGAGUGGUUUUUUUUGAGUGUGUGUGGAAGGAGAAACCCAUGGUUUUUUCUAAGUUUUGCCAGUUGAAUCGGAGAGUAAGUUCGAUGAGUCAUGUAAAUUUUGGAGGAAAUAAUUGAGUGAUUCCAAUAAAUUUUGAGUCAAGUGUUGCCCAUA
Molecule: messenger RNA, 1129 nt
Organism: Syzygium oleosum
Lineage: Eukaryota; Viridiplantae; Streptophyta; Magnoliopsida; Myrtales; Myrtaceae
Exons: 3
Coding region: 16-978 (320 amino acids)
Source: RefSeq, a predicted model, not a curated record